This is a messenger RNA of Vanessa atalanta (red admiral), 1381 nucleotides long. Its product is annotated as altered inheritance of mitochondria protein 3-like. The record is from RefSeq and is a predicted model, not a curated record. The transcript is spliced from 2 exons. Lineage: Eukaryota; Metazoa; Arthropoda; Insecta; Lepidoptera; Nymphalidae. Bases 65 to 1381 code for a protein of 438 amino acids.
CUUUGAUGUGUUAAUAAAACAAUAAGUUCGAAACUCGUGAAGUGUUUAUCAAAACGGGGUCAUCAUGUUCUUAUUAAAGAUAGCACCAAUUUUUCUACUGGCUCUCACAGUUGCAGCUGAGAAAAAGAUAGAAUUACAGGAUAUAGAAGAAGAUAAUUUAAGAAGUGAAAAGGAAAAACAAUACGAGAAGUCAGAAGGACAACAGCAAGGUUAUGGUGCUUCAGCUCCUGGCUUAGUACCACUUGACUAUCUCAAAAAUAAUUUCGUCCAAUACUUUAACCCAACUCAAGCGCCACAGCAAAAUCGUUAUGUACAUCAAUACGCUGUUACUGAACAGCCAGAAAGACCACCCGUUACUCCGAAACCUCAAUAUGGAACACCAACACAGCAAGCGAUGGUUGGGUAUUUGUCAAAUGUACCAAUGCAAAUUUAUUUGGUUCCUCAAUACUACAAUGAACCUACAGAGCAAGCGGCGCAUCCUCGACCUGAAGUUCAACUACCUGCACCAGCUGUCACUCAAGUGUCUUAUCAGGAACCACAAAAUGUCCAACAGCACACUGGUUACAUUCAAGUGCCUACUUAUGUGACACCAACGAGUAAAACAUAUCUACAGCCAUACAAUGCUCCUGUAUCGUAUUAUAGUUACACUCAGCCGACAAUAGCACCGGCUCAGGCCUCUGUUACACCAGUUUUGGCAUAUCAAAUGCCAGUUGUUCACUAUCCCACUGCUAUAUCUGCACCACCACCAAAGGAUUAUUACCAAAGUCAUCAAUACAUAGACACAAAUUCAGUUGAUGAAAGUCAAAAUAACGAUUUAAAUAAUCCUAAGUCAUAUCCUAGUCACUUUGAAGAACCAUUACCAAAACCUUCGGGUUCAGGGUAUCCAAGGUACUACAAUUCUCGGACGCCUAUUAGAGAUGAAUACAGACAUCCUAUAGAACUGCCGAGUCCAAGCCCACUACUUUUGAAGGCCCCACCGGCACAUUUAGCACAUAUUCCAAAAGCUUUGCCAUUUUAUCGUCCUUCAACGAAACCCGUUUACCAAACUGGAGGAGGAUAUAUAUCGAGUACGUUUACUCCUAGACCGAAUGAAAAUUACGCGAUUCCUUUAAAAAGACGCCCGACAUCAUUAUUGGAUUCUUAUAUACCGUCUAGUAUUCAGAUAGAAUAUAUGAAAAGAGGUUAUACUAAAGAUUCAUUAUCCGCUUACGAAGCGUUAUCAAGUGGCAGACAUUUGUCCCAGUUGCCGCAGUCGUCUGUUAUUCCGAGACAUUACGAGCGAGGAUUUCUACCGAAUCAGAUGUACCAUACGGCCGCAGGUGGUAUAACAUAUGGACAUCACAAAAGAGCUCCAAAACUGGAUAAAGUUUCACAAAAAUAG